Molecule: messenger RNA, 2407 nt
Organism: Hermetia illucens (black soldier fly)
Lineage: Eukaryota; Metazoa; Arthropoda; Insecta; Diptera; Stratiomyidae
Product: BAG domain-containing protein Samui-like
Exons: 2
Coding region: 285-1313 (342 amino acids)
Biological process (GO): protein stabilization
Cellular component (GO): nucleus; cytoplasm; membrane
Molecular function (GO): adenyl-nucleotide exchange factor activity; protein-folding chaperone binding
Source: RefSeq, a predicted model, not a curated record
AAUAAGCGCGAAAGGCAGGGGCUUAAGCAAAAGCAAAAAAAACACCAGAAGUGUCGAGAAAAGUCAUCGCUGACAUUGCUCAUCGCUGACAGCUGAUAUUUUGUUGUAAUUUUGAUUUAUCGAUUUUAAAUCGCAUCUGGAUCGAAGUAUCCGACUCGCCCCUGCGUACUGACAGCUCGAAGCCAGCAGUGCUCGGUCUCUGACUCUGACAGCAACGCCUGUUUAUUUUCUUCGCUCGUAUAGUUUUCCUGAUCUCGGAAAAGUGGACGACAUACGGGCAGAAAAUGGCCCAACCGAUGGUUUCCAACAUGAACAUGAACGGACUCAACUCGUCCGAGGCCAAGGACCAGCCCGAUCAGAACUGUGAUAACCGAAAUGGACCACAGCAACAGCAGCAAUCUCAGCCAACUGUACGACAUAUUCCGAUUUUCGUCGAAGGACGCGAUCAGCCCCUUCUAAACAAAAACGUCGAGAGGUCACCUAGUGAUGGGACAAGUGGUCAACGGCAGCCGUCACCAACAUUCAGCGAUCUGUCCAAGUCCGGGUCAAUUUUCGACCGCGUCAAAGAUAUCCCGGUGCGGAGGAUCAUACCAGAAUUUCAGACAAUGUCACCAAACGCUGGCCGAACGGCGUCACCAAAUCGAACGAUCCCCAUCAACGUGGCACACGAAACCUCUCAAAAAGAUAUCCACGGAGCAGCUUCUGCGGGCCAUCAUCCCCAGCAGCAACGACAAUACCAAAGACAGACCCAUCAAGAACAACCACACGUGCAGACAUCCAACUCCAAAUCGCAUUCGAUCCCCAUAAAAGUGGAACACUCAAAUUCUCAGAAAGACACCUCUAAGCAGACGCCUCAGCAAACGCCGCGAGGCCAAACCGCGUCGCAGCAACCAAAUGCUGCGGACGAAGUUGAUUCCGCUGCGACCAAAAAGCCGUCUCCGGCAGUACAACAAUCUCUUGAUGCAAUCGCAAAGAUCCAGAAAAUUCAGAAUGAUGUCCUGGAGCUGAUGAACCGCGUGGAGCAGUUCAAAGGCGGCUCCCGGACCGACAAGGAGUAUCUCUACCUGGACGAGAUGCUCACUCAGAACCUCCUCAAGCUAGACACAAUCGACGCGGAGGGCAAGGACAACAUCAAGGCAGCUCGGAAGGAAGCCAUCAAAUGCAUCAAUAAAUGCAUUUCGGUGCUCGAGGCGAAAACCGACUUAGCCGCCAGCAAUUCUAGUUCAUCUGAUGCCGUCGGAACCACGCAGUCAAAUGAUAGUCAACCCCAGUCGCAAAAGGAUCACCAGGAGCAACAAAAGGGAAGCAAGUAACAAAUUCGUGAGUUCUUUUUCGUUCGAAACCCUUCUGAACGGGAGACUUGUAAACAAUGAUAGGGACAGUAACAAAAAUAAAAUUACACUUCUUUGCGAGCGCCGUCCUUUUCUUAUUAUCCACGUUAUGAAGCGGGCGGGCACCACUUCUCCCGCACGCGAGGACGGCGUCGAUCCACCCUAAAUACUUUAAAUACAUAGUUCAAAUCUAUAAUUUCACAAAAAGAGGCUUCUAAUACUAUUAAUAAACUCAUAGAAAAGAUUAUAGUUCAAAUGAUAGGACGCCGGGCCGUGUGCCCUGCAUUCUGCCAUGUUCCGUUCCGAAAAACGAAAAACUGAAACAAUUCCUUCGAAGAAAUUGAGGCCUUCCUGCUACGGUUAUGUGUAACGAAUCAGAGAAUCAAAAAUCAAUUAAUUCUACGACAAAGGCUUGCAAUUUCGGAAACCUCCCUCGAAACUAUCCCGUUAAAAUUCUAUUUGUUUUGGAACACUCAGUUCGUUCCGUUUGAGCAGUAUUUUAUCGCAUUUUGAGAUUUGGGACGCGCAGCUCAGCCGGAGAGGCGACUUUCAUUUUGAGUUGUAGGAAAACGGAAUCAUCGUCCGAGCCUACUCCCGUUUUAUCUGUUUUGUCCUUCCAACUUCUCAUAGGUUACCAACUGUCGCAUUCAAUUCGUUUUGUUGAUACUCUCCACAUUUUGUAAGAUUUAUUUCGUUUACUUCCGUUGAAUUUCAGUAGAGGAGAGUCUAAGAUAAGGAAAAGUCAAUGAUUUGUGUAAUAUGAAAGUGUAUAUUAUAUUUAAGGAAAUGAAGAUAUUCAAGUUAUUUUUUUAAUUAUGCCGCAGUUCGAUGCUCUCCCAGCAGCGGGGAGCAGGACACGCUAGAAUGUACGAUACUAUUCCAAUAGAAGGUCAAACGCAAAGUGAGAAUUAUCCGUAGUCGAAUAGAGCGCAAUAGUCAAUUUUCCAAUGUUUUAUAUAACAAGAGUUGAUUCUAAACUUGCAAUUCAAUGAGUAGAGUUAAUGGUAUUCACUUCUGUACAACAUGUAAAAAGCGAUAACAAAGAAACACAAUAAAGCCAAGUUAUUCAAUGCAAA